This is a messenger RNA of Malassezia vespertilionis, 3024 nucleotides long. RefSeq names its product proteasome regulatory particle base subunit (gene RPN2). NCBI's taxonomy places the organism in Eukaryota, Fungi, Basidiomycota, Malasseziomycetes, Malasseziales, Malasseziaceae. Gene Ontology annotation, biological process: proteasome-mediated ubiquitin-dependent protein catabolic process; regulation of protein catabolic process. The transcript has a single exon. Gene Ontology annotation, molecular function: enzyme regulator activity. Gene Ontology annotation, cellular component: proteasome complex; proteasome storage granule; nucleus. The coding region runs from base 1 to 3024 and encodes 1007 amino acids. The record is from RefSeq and is a predicted model, not a curated record.
AUGGCCACUGCGUUGACGUCUGUGGGCGGAGUCACGGCACUUCUUGAGGAAAAGGACCCUAAACUCCAUGCCUACGCACUAGACAAGCUCGACGCGCUUGUCGACCGUUUCUGGGCAGAGCUUGCGGAUUCGGUGGCACGGAUUGAAGAGCUGUACGAGGACGAGGCGUUUGCAGAGCGUACCCUCGCUGCCCUUGUUGCCUCCAAAAUCUACUUUUACCUGGGCGAGCUGGACGAUGCUUUGAGCUUGGCGCUUGGCGCUAAUGAACUCUUCGACGUUGAGCGCAAGAACGAGUAUGUGGACACGGUGAUCUCCAAGGCCAUCGACAAAUACAUCGAGCUGCGCAAUACCGAGGAAAAGGAUUUGGACGCGCGUUUGGAGAGUAUUGUCGACAGGAUGAUGACCCGGUGUAUCGGCAUGGGCGAGUAUCGCCAAGUGCUUGGCAUUGCGCUGGAGACGAAUCGCUUGGACGUGAUUGAAAAUGUAUUCAACACCACCCACGAUGUUUCGUUGCUCACUUACGUGCUCGAGGUGGUCAUGUCUGUCGUCGCAGCACCAGAGGCCCGCAAGCAAGUCCUCUUGCUCCUUGUAAAGCUUUUCCAGUCGCAGGCGCAAACAGACUACUUUUCUAUCGCGCAGUGUUACGUGUAUCUCAACGAGUCUGUUUUGGCGUCGGACCUCUUCAAAAAGCUUGUGGAUCGCGCUGCAGAGCACCAUGAUCUGGCCAACACGGAGCAGGACGCGCUCAUGAUUGCGUAUCAAAUUGCGUUUGACCUUGUCGAGAGCGCGUCGCAAGAGUUUUUGAAGAGUGUGCAGCAAGAGUUGCAGCAGAAGCUCGACUUGCCGCCCCAAGGCCAAGAAAUCGAAAAGCCGCAGGGCAAAACCGCUUGGGGUGUCCAUAUCUGCCAGAUUUUGAGCGGUGUAGAGACCAUUCGCCUCUACCUCGAGUUUCUCCAGGACGCAAACCACGCGGACCUGAGCAUCCUCAGGUCCACCAAGGAGGUGCUGGAUGCACAGUACAGCGCGUACCACUCCGCGGUCAGUCUGUCCAACGCAUACAUGAACGCGGGCACGGCCAGCGACCAGUUCCUCCGCGAGAAUCUUGAAUGGCUUGCUAAAGCAUCCAACUGGAGCAAAUUUACGGCCACCGCGGCCCUCGGCGUGAUCAACAAGGGCAACUUGAAGCAGGGCAUGAGCAUACUGCGCCCCUAUCUGCCCUCAGACGGUCCCUCCUCGAGCGUGUACUCGGAGGGCGGCAGUCUUUUCGCCUUGGGGCUCAUCCAUGCGAACCACGGCGGCAGCGUGCUGGAGCUCUUGAUCAAUACGCUGCGCACCAACACAGCAGAUGUGGUGCAACACGGCGCUGCGCUCGGUCUUGGCGCGGCCGGCAUGGCAACGGAGAACGAGGAAGUGUACGAAGAGCUGCGCAACGUACUCUAUGCCGACUCUGCGAUUGCAGGCGAGGCGGCAGGGUAUGCCAUGGGCCUUGUCCAUCUCGGCACAGGCUCGGCACAGGCGACCGAAGAGAUGCUUCAAUACGCACAGGAAACGCAGCACGAGAAAAUCAUUCGCGGCCUUGCCGUUGGCAUUGCCCUUUUGAACUACGGCCGCGAGUCGGAAGCGGAUAGCACGAUUGAUACGCUCAUCUUCCACAAGGAUGCGAUUAUGCGCUACGGCGGUGUUUACGCGCUGGCCUUGGCGUAUGCCGGCACGGGGCAGAACAAGGCCAUCAGCCGCCUGCUCCACCUCGCAGUCUCAGACGGAAGCGACGACGUGCGCCGCGCAGCCGUAACCGGCCUUGGAUUUUUGCUAUUCCGCAACCCCGAGCAUGUCCCGGAGACGGUGCAGCUUCUUGGCGAGAGCUACAAUCCCCAUGUGCGGUACGGCGCGGCAAUGGCGCUGGGCAUUGCUUGUGCUGGUACGGGUCUCGACGCUGCGCUGGACCUGCUGGAGCCGAUGACCAAAGACACGGUAGACUUUGUCCGCCAAGGCGCUUGCAUGGCGCUCGCCAUGAUUGUGAUUGAGCAAAACGUUUCGCUGAAUCCGCGCGUGCAAACUGUGCGCAAAACGUUCGACCGCAUUAUUACCGAGAAGCACGAAGAAGCGAUGGCCAAGUUUGGCGCGACGCUUGCACAAGGCCUCAUCGAUGCUGGCGGCCGCAAUGUGACCAUCAGUUUGCGUGGCCGUGGUGGGAGUACCAAUGCGCCUGCAAUUGUCGGCAUGGCGCUCUUUUUGCAGUACUGGUACUGGUUCCCCAUGGCCAACUUCGCCUCGCUCGCGUUUACCCCCACGGCGUUUAUUGGCCUUUCGCGCAACCUUGAAAUGCCGCAGAUGGAGCUGGUCAGCCGCGCCCGUCCAAGCCUCUUUGCCUACCCUCCGCCGCUCGAGGUGCACUCGGAAAAGAAACUGGAAAAGGUGGAGACCGCAGUGUUAAGCACCACAGUCAAGUCGCAAGCGCGCCAGCGCACCAAGGAAAAAAAGAAGGCUGCGCUGGACGGUGCCGGGCCCAUGGACACGGACGAAAAGCCGGACGAGGAGGAGAAAAAAGAGGCGCCGGCGCCCAAGCCAGAGCCCACGCAGGAAAUGGUGCGCAACUGCUCGCGUGUCACGCCGUACCAACUUAAAUACGUUGCCUCUGUGCCUCAUUCCCGCUUCCUCCCUGUCCGCCCUGUGAUCAAUAGUCGCGCAGAGAUUUGGCAGAGCACCGACAAGCUUGCUGUUCAUGACGAGGACGCCGACGGAGACGCAAAAGAGCGUACACGGGCGCGCCAGCUCGACACGUCUGUCACCGGCGGCGGCGGCGGCAUUAUGAUGCUGCUGGACCGCGAGCCAAACAAGUCUUUUACUCCCCUCUCUUUGCAAGGGGACAAAGGCGAAAGCAUGGACCAUCAAGAGGCCGCCGCCACGCUUGCUUCCGCGCCCGACACGGAAGACAAGGCGCCUACGAGCGUCCCCGAGGCAGAGCAAGCGCCGCAAGCAGAGGAAGACGUAGACAUGGCCGACCCCACGCCCGAGGCGCGAUAA